CGCCAACCGCCCACCUCGCGAACUCAACGGACCGUCGCAAUGGCCUCUACUGCUACCACCGUCCCCACUCAGGACCAUGUCCUCGUCCCCGAGACUCUCCUGAAGAAGCGCAAGAGCCAGGAGCAGGCUCGCGCUGUCGCCCGUGAGGAGGCCGAGAAGAAGAAGGCCGCCAACAAGGAGAAGCGUGCCACCAUCUUCAAGCGCGCCGAGUCCUACGUCAAGGAGUACCGCGAUGCUGAGCGUGAGAAGAUCCGCCUUGGCCGCGUUGCUCGCAAGGAGGGUAACUUCUACGUUGCCGAUGAGCCCAAGCUUGUCUUCGUUAUCCGUAUCAAGGGUAUCAACAAGAUCUCUCCCCAGCCCCGCAAGAUCCUGCAGCUCCUCCGUCUGCUCCAGAUCAACAACGGCACCUUCGUUCGCCUUACCAAGGCUACCCAGGAGAUGCUGACCAUCAUCAACCCCUACAUUGCCUACGGUUACCCCAACCUCAAGAGCAUCCGUGAGCUCAUCUACAAGCGUGGUUACGGAAAGGUCAACAAGCAGCGUGUUGCCAUCUCCGACAACCAGAUCAUCGAGGAGAACCUCGGCAAGUACGGCAUUGUCUGCGUUGAGGAUCUGAUCCACGAGAUCUACACCGUUGGCCCCAACUUCAAGCAGGCCAACAACUUCCUCUGGCCCUUCAAGCUCUCCAACCCCACUGGUGGCUUCCACAAGCGCAAGUUCAAGCACUUCAUCGAGGGUGGUGACUACGGUAACCGUGAGGAGAACAUCAACGCCCUCAUUCGCCAGAUGAACUAGAUUCGCCUACACUGGGCGAUUGGUGUUCGUACUGGGACAUGGACUUUGACGGCAUGAUGGUCUGAAUUAGUACAAAAAUGAAAAGCUUGACGCACUCUAUAGCUUGAUACCCUAAACGUUUUGAUUUCUUUUUGGUAAUCUUCAUGUCCAGUUAACCUUGUAGAGUUUUCAAACCUUGUACCUUCAUUAACCACAUUUACUUUCCCACCCCAUCCCCGCCAUAGAAACAGCAACGAUGUUUCGAAGAGUUUUCUCACUUAGCGACAAGGAUUGCACAUCCAUGAGCAUCGGGAUAUAUACACUUGGAAUCUUUCGGGAACCAACAUGAAGUGACAUGUUAAAAGUGAACUCCGUAUACCCUCCUGUCUUUCCGAGUCGAAUGUUGCACGACCUUUGUUUUACAUCCAAUCUAUUCAAUCCAAGUCU
Molecule: messenger RNA, 1221 nt
Organism: Aspergillus pseudonomiae
Lineage: Eukaryota; Fungi; Ascomycota; Eurotiomycetes; Eurotiales; Aspergillaceae
Product: 60S ribosomal protein uL30
Exons: 4
Coding region: 40-795 (251 amino acids)
Biological process (GO): maturation of LSU-rRNA from tricistronic rRNA transcript (SSU-rRNA, 5.8S rRNA, LSU-rRNA)
Cellular component (GO): cytosolic large ribosomal subunit
Molecular function (GO): RNA binding; structural constituent of ribosome
Source: RefSeq, a predicted model, not a curated record